This is a messenger RNA of Racocetra persica, 3849 nucleotides long. Lineage: Eukaryota; Fungi; Glomeromycota; Glomeromycetes; Diversisporales; Gigasporaceae. The record is from the annotation of a GenBank genome assembly.
AUGUCUUCAAUUUCUCAAGAUCUCACUCCUGAACCACGAUCAAUGUCAGAUAAUACAACUGAUGUCAAAGAAGAAAUUGACUUUUCAGUGGUAGAUGCUUUACCACCACAAAAAACUGACAAUUCUGAAAAAUCUACAAUGACGAGCGAUGAUUUAAAAAAAGCAAAAAAACUAAAUCAUAAGAAACAAAAAGAAAAUGCCGCUACAGUUUCAUUCUUUAAAUUAUUUAGAUUUGCCACUCCUCUUGAUAUAAUUUUUAUUAUAAUUGGUUCUAUUUCAUCCUUGGCUUUAGGUUCUUCUAUUCCUGCCAUGACAAUAUUAUUUGCUGAUUUCAUAAAAAGCUUUUAUGUCUAUGAAUCACAAAAACAUACAUGUUUUCCAGCUUGUAGAGAUGAAGCACAACAAAGUUUAGACGAUAGCGUUAGAGAUAAUGCUAUUCAUUUUAUUAUCUUGGGUGUUCUCGUUUUUACUGUUGGAUAUUUACAAAUGUCUUUAUGGAUGAUUGCUGGUGAACGUCAAGCAAAUAGACUUAGAUUAAUCUAUUAUUCUGCUAUCCUUCGUCAAGAUAUCACGUUCUUUGAUACGGUGUCGACGGGUGACGUCACUACUCGCAUAUCUGGGGAUAUUGCUCUUUAUCAAGAAGGUAUCUCUGAAAAAGUUGGUCAAAUUUUACAAUAUGCUGCUACGUUUUUUGGUGGUUUUAUUAUAGGGUUUAUAAAAGGUUGGAAGUUAACUCUUAUUCUUUGUUGCGUGUUUCCUAUAUUGGCUACGGUUGCUGGAUUUAUGGCAAAAGCCCUUAGUCAAGGCACUGCUAAUGGACAAAACGUGUAUGCAGCUGCUGGAAGUGUAGCAGAACAAGUACUAUCCGGUAUAAGAACUGUAGUAGCAUUUGGUGGGCAAAAACUUGAACUUGAACGUUAUACUGCGCAAUUAGAACGCGCAUAUAUUAUAGGAAGGAAACAAGCAUUUGUUAGUGGUUUAGGUCUCGGGGCUCUUAUUUUGGCUUUCUGGUAUGGUAGUACUUUAAUUGUAAAUAAAGAAAUGAUUAGCUCUGAUGUUGUAAAUGUUUUCUUUGCCGUUCUUUUUGGUAUUUUCUCCGUUGGUAACGCUGCCCCUCACUUCGCUGCUAUAUCAAAUGCCAUGGGUGCCGCUACUAAGCUAUUUGAAGUAAUCGACCGCAUUCCUAAUACUGAUUCAACUUCUACUGGUCAAAUUAUUCAAAAAUCUUCUUUUCAAGGUCGUAUAGAAUUUAGAAAUGUCACUUUUCAUUAUCCAACUCGUCCGGAUGUCCAAAUUUUAAAAAACUUUAAUUUAAUUAUCGAACCUGGUCAAACUGUUGCAUUAGUUGGUAGUUCCGGAAGUGGAAAAUCUACAAUUAUUAGUUUAUUAGAAAGAUUUUAUGAUCCUAUUAGUGGUUCUAUAUUACUUGAUGGUGUAGAUAUUAAAAACAUUAAUAUUAAGUCAUUGAGAAGACAAAUUGGUUUAGUUGGUCAAGAACCUGUGUUAUUUGCUGAAACUAUUAAGACAAAUGUUGGAUGGGGUGGUGAUACAAUGGAAUCAGAACCAAGUUUGGAUGAUAUUAUAGAAUCUUGUAAAAAAUCAAAUGCUCAUGAUUUUAUAGAUGAAUUACCUAAAAAAUAUGAUACAAUUGUAGGAGAAAAAGGAAGUUUACUUUCUGGUGGUCAAAAACAACGAAUUGCUAUUGCUAGAGCGUUGAUCAAAAACCCGCGAAUAAUAUUAUUAGAUGAGGCUACUUCUGCUCUUGAUACUGAAUCUGAACGACUAGUACAAGAGGCAUUAGAUAAUGCUGCUAUGAAUAGAACAAGGUAUUCUUUUAUUUUUCUUUUUGUUAUGAAAAAAGGUGAAAUUGUAGAAAUUGGGCGUCAUGAUGAAUUAAUUGAUAAAAAAGGAGUUUAUUUUGGCCUUGUUCAAGCUCAAGAAUUAGAAACUAAAAAAACCGAAACAAAAAUUGAUCAAGAUGAAGAAGAGGAACUUGAAUCAACUCCUAGUUCUAAUGAUGAUACUAUUGUUUUAAUAGAUGAAAAGAACCAUAAAUUACAUUUACAAAAAACUUCUAACGGAGAAUCAAUUAUUAAAUCCCAAAAGACUGAUGAUAAAAUUAUAAAUGAAGAAAUGAAGAAAAAAUUAUUAGAAAAGACACCAUUAGAAAGAAUAUUUCAAAUGUGUAAACCUGAGUAUGGAUUAAUGUUUAUUGGUUGUAUUGGUGCUGGAAGUAUGUUUAUAUUAUUAAUUAAUUGGAUGUUGCGUAUUUUAAUUAUCGGCUUGGUGCUUGCUUCAAUUGUAGAUGUUUUUUCACGAACUGAUCAACCCGAUGAACUUAGACGAUCGGCAAAUUUCUGGGCUUCAUGUUUCGCAAUGUUGGCUGUUAUCAGUGCAUUUGCAAAUUUUGCUCAAUUAUCAAUGUUCACGUUAUCUGGUGAACAUCUCACAAAACGUCUUAGAAGAUUAACUUUUGAAGCAUUAUUGAAACAAGAAAUUACAUACUUUGAUGAUGAAAAAAAUGGAACUGGUGUGUUAACUUCAAAAUUGGCAAUAGACGCAACGAGAGUUAAAGGGUUAAGUGGUGGUCUAAUGGGAACUGUUUUACAUAAUUGUUUUAAUAUACUAGUUGGAUUUGGACUUGCCUUUGGUUUCGGUUGGAAAUUGACAUUAAUCAUCCUUGCUGCUUCACCAACUGUUGUAAUUUCUGGCUUUUUAGAAAUGAGUGCGAUGACUGGUUCUGGUUCAAAGACACGCGCAGCAUAUGAAGGCACUGGUCAAAUAGUUCAACAAAGUGUUUCAAAUAUGCGAACGAUUGCGGCAUUAACUAGAGAAGAAACCUUCAAAACAAGAUAUCAAAAUGCAAUAAGAGAGCCACAUAAAAUCGCAAUUAAAGGAAGUUUACUGUCAUCAUUUGGAUUUGGUACAGCUCAAGGGAUGUUGUACUUUUUUUUGUCUCUAGCAUUUUGGUUUGGUGCAAAAUUAAUAAAGUCUGGUGAAUAUGAUUUACAACAAAUGCUUCGAACUAUGUUUGCUGUUGUGAUUACUGCUAUGACUCUUGGACACAUAAAAAAAUCUCUUAUAGAUUCUACAGAUAACGAAGGCAAGGACCGUCCCACACCAGUAUUAGGAGAUUCUUCAUUCCACUCUGUUCAUUUCAAUUAUCCUGCUCGUCCGAAUGUACCAAUACUUCGAGGUUUGGACUUGUCGAUAUAUUCUGGAAAGACCAUUGCGCUUGUUGGAUCAUCGGGUUCAGGGAAAUCAACUGUUGUUUCGUUGUUGCUAAGAUUUUAUGACGUGAAUUCUGGAGAAAUUGAAGUUGAGGGUGUUAAUGUAAAGCAAUGGAAUUUAGAGUAUUUAAGAGCGAAUAUGGCUUUGGUUGGGCAAGAACCUGUGUUAUUUGAUUUGACAAUUGCAGAGAAUAUUGCAUAUGGAAAAGAAGGUUGUACUAAAGAAGAAAUCGAAGAGGCUGCGAAAGAAGCAAAUAUCCAUAAUUUUAUUACAGCUUUACCGGAUGGGUAUAAUACUCGUGUAGGCGAAAAUGGAACACAGCUUAGUGGUGCACGAGCAUUAAUUCGUUCACCGAAAAUUUUAUUACUUGAUGAAGCAACUUCAGCACUAGACUCUGAAUCUGAAAAAGUUGUACAAAUUGCACUGAAUAAUGCCAGUAAAGGCCGUACAACGCUUACAAUAGCCCAUCGAUUAUCAACGAUUCAAAAUGCUGAUUUAAUAUUGGUUUGCAAAAACGGUAAAAUUGUUGAAUCUGGUAAACAUUUUGAUUUAAUAAAUCAAAAAGGAUUGUAUUAUAAAUUGGUUACCAAACAAACUUUGAUGAAGAAAAACGAUUAA